ACGUGGGGUUGUCCAUCAUCUUCUUCACAAAGAACUCCAAAAGCAAUCCCCCGAACCAGAAAACCCUAGCCCACCCAAAGCAAUCGCCAUGGAACCACAAUCGCCGACUCCGCCGAAGAGCUGGAGCAUCCACACGCGGAAGGAGAUCAUCACCAAUUACGAGAUCCUCGAGCGAGUGGGCUCCGGCGCCUACGCCGACGUCUACAGAGCCCGCCGGCGAUCCGAUUCGGUGAUCGUCGCUCUCAAGGAGGUCCACGACUACCAAUCGGCAUUCCGCGAGAUCGACGCCCUCCAAGCCCUCAAAAACUCCCCCAACGUCAUCGUCCUGCACGAGUACUUCUGGCGGGAGGACGAGGACGCCGUGCUGGUGCUCGAGUUCCUCCCCACCGACCUCGCCUCCGUUGUCAGCGAGGCCAAGAAGGACGGCGGCAUCUCCGCCGGCGAGAUCAAGCGGUGGAUCAUCCAGAUUCUCUCCGGAGUCGACGCCUGCCAUCGCAAUUCCAUCGUCCAUCGCGAUUUGAAGCCCUCCAAUUUGCUCAUCUCCGCCGAUGGUGUUCUCAAGCUCGCCGAUUUCGGUCAGGCUAGGAUACUUCUGGAGCCUGGUUUUGUUAGCUUUGAGGAAAACCUACAGCCGCAUGAGCAGAAUGAUCCGGAUCCAAAUGUUGUUCAACCACUGCAUGGUAUUCUAGAAAGAGAGGUUCCAUGCAAUGUUGCUUCUGGGAAUGAGGAACAUGGAUCUUCUGGAAAAGAUGGGUGUUUUGAGCAGUUGGAUGAGCUCAAGACUAAAGAUGCCAUGAGUGAAAUUGAUUAUGAAACUCAUGAUGGAGAUACAUCCUGUCUUGCUACAUGCACGACAAGUGACAUAGAAGACGAUCCUUUCCAUGGUUCUUAUUCAUACGAGGCUCAGGAGGGUGGAGAUGGCAGGGAUGGUCCACUGACGUCCUGUGUUGGGACUCGGUGGUUCAGGGCGCCAGAGUUACUCUAUGGAUCCACAAAAUAUGGGGCUGAGAUUGACCUAUGGUCAUUGGGCUGCAUUUUCGCCGAACUUUUCAGUUUAGAACCGCUUUUCCCAGGCACUUCAGAUAUCGAUCAGCUGAGCAGGAUUUUCAGCGUCUUGGGCACCUUGUCAGAGGAGAUCUGGCCUGGUUGUGUGGAACUUCCUGACUACAAAAUAAUUUCAUUUUCCAAAGUAGAAAAUCCACUUGGCUUAGAAGCAUGCCUUCCCAACCGGUCCCCUGAUGAGAUCAACCUAGUCAAGAAACUUCUCUGUUUCGACCCAGCAGGCAGAGCUACUGCAAUGGAACUGCUCCAGGACAAGUAUCUAACCGAACCACCUCUACCGGUCCCAGUAUCCGAGCUACGAGUUCCUUCUUCGCGCACAGCUCGAGAUGAUGAGGAUUCGCCAGGUGAGUGGUGUGAUUACAGGCACAUGGAUUCAGAUUCUGAUUUUGAGGAUUUUGGCUCUGUGAAUGUUACAGCUACUGAUUCUGGCUUUUCAAUCCGGUUCCCUUGAAUGUUCAGUUGUUCAGUUUUGCCUGGCUGGCCUGUUUCUUAGUAGGCUUCAGUCAUUUUCUUGUAUGGUAAUGGUGAAGUUUUGCAUGCAAGAACCCUUGUUUGAUUUGUAAACCCCCCCGGUUUGAGCCGGGUUUUUAUAGUUAAUUGAGAUCUUCUCUUAAAUACUAUAUAUUGGAUUAUGAAAGCUUUCUUGGUAAGUUAAUUGAAAUAAAGUAUGAUUGUUGGAUGAUUUGUAUUA
Diospyros lotus (date-plum) is the source of this 1753-nucleotide messenger RNA. RefSeq names its product cyclin-dependent kinase F-1. Bases 89 to 1513 code for a protein of 474 amino acids. The record is from RefSeq and is a predicted model, not a curated record. NCBI's taxonomy places the organism in Eukaryota, Viridiplantae, Streptophyta, Magnoliopsida, Ericales, Ebenaceae. Gene Ontology annotation, molecular function: ATP binding. Gene Ontology annotation, biological process: protein phosphorylation. Gene Ontology annotation, cellular component: nucleus. The transcript is spliced from 2 exons.